AUGACCACCGCGCAUCAGAAUCGAUCUGUUUUUCUGCUGCUUCUCCUCUGCGUAGUUUUCUCUGGAGCGCACAAUACCACCACAACCGACAGCUAUCCCACACCUGCACGCUACAAGGUCUGGUGUCCGGGCUAUAGUUUCCGCUGCAGUUAUGGGGCUUGUGUGGCCAGCACGGUAGUGUGCGAUGGCCAGCAUGACUGUGUGGAUGCAUCCGAUGAGGAAAGAUGGCUGUGCCGGGCACAGAUGCAGCAAGCCAACUGCGACAACUGGGAAAUGUACUGCCAAUCCGGCCAAUGCGUACCCUAUUCGAAGCUUUGUGAUGGAAAAAAAGAUUGUCUGGAUGGGGAUGAUGAGCUGGACACCAUAUGCGAGGGCGUGGCCAUAGCCAGCUCCACGAUCAACCAAACAACAACUACAGAGAACGACUUAGUAUUGAUAAAAUCGACAAUAUCAAUGGAAGAACUGCCUCCUCGGCAGGAAGACGACAAGUGCGUGGUACCCCAGAUAGCCAAUCUAAUAAUAAAAUAUUCAAACAGUGCAGUCCUCACGAAAGUACCCAAUGACACGAGGAUUCACUAUGACUGCCCAGCAGAUCAUUCGCUCAAAGGAGAUUACGAGAAUAUCUGCAAUGCACCCCAGUGGCUGCAUCAGUUUCCAUACUGUGAAAGUCCCACAGCAUUCGUUUCUAGUCUGUUCAUAACAAUAUUUGCCUUCCUGAUCGUCGUCCUGUUGGUGCUUAUCUACAAGGUACGAAGAGACGACCGCUAUAGGCCGCGUGAAGAGCAAAUUUGGCUUGUCGACACUCCAGCCAAUCCUCCAAGGCCGUCGGAUGUAGCCAAAGUCUAAAAGAAACUCGUUAUUGCAAUUUAAACUACCAUUAAAACUAAAGUAUUAAACGCUUACCAAAUUUAAAAAGAACGGCAAAAGAUUAGUGUUGGGAAGUGCGGCUAGCUUUAGUGCUGUAAGACGUCAGUCAAAAG
This is a messenger RNA of Drosophila miranda, 980 nucleotides long. RefSeq names its product low-density lipoprotein receptor-related protein 2. Gene Ontology annotation, cellular component: plasma membrane. Gene Ontology annotation, molecular function: protein binding. The record is from RefSeq and is a predicted model, not a curated record. Lineage: Eukaryota; Metazoa; Arthropoda; Insecta; Diptera; Drosophilidae.